AUCAUCUUCAGCCCGUGGUCGCCGUGCAGGACUGGGCGCGGCGCGAUCCACUCAACCCGGGGCUCCAGCCCGCUCUCCCGCGUCUCUCCUGGCUCUCCCCGCACCUGCUCCAGGGCCAAGACCGGGAGAGCCCCACGGGCUAGCUCCCAGAACCCGCUAGGCACAGCUAGCGGACCUCGGCAGCUCCGCCUGAUCCAUUCAUUGAGAGCCGCGUAUUUUCCCGGAGCCCCAGUCCCCCGCCUCCUCCAGCUCGGAGCCGCGGGUAGCGCCAUGGAGAAGAGCAGCGAGACCAACGGCUACCUAGACAGCGCCCAGGCGGGGCCUGCAGCGGGGCCUGGCGCGCCGGGGAGCACGGCCCGACGCGCGCGGCGCUGCGCUGGCUUCCUACGGCGCCACGCGCUGGUGCUGCUCACAGUGUCCGGAGUGGUGGCGGGCGCCGGCCUGGGCGCGGCGCUGCGUGGGCUCAAGCUGAACCGCACACAGGUCACCUACCUGGCCUUUCCUGGAGAGAUGCUGCUCCGCAUGCUGCGCAUGAUCAUCCUGCCGCUGGUGGUCUGCAGCCUGGUAUCGGGCGCCGCCUCCCUUGACGCCAGCUCUCUCGGGCGCCUGGGCGGCAUCGCCAUAGCCUACUUCGGCCUCACCACGCUAGGCGCCUCGGCUCUCGCAGUCGCUUUGGCGUUCAUCAUCAAGCCUGGAUCUGGCGCGCAGACCCUUCAGUCCAGCGACCUGGGUCUGGAGGAGACGGGGCCCCCACCGGUCCCCAAAGAGACAGUGGACUCAUUCCUCGACCUGGCCAGAAACCUGUUUCCCUCAAAUCUUGUGGUUGCAGCUUUCCGUACGUAUGCAACCGACUAUAGAGAGGUGACCCACAACACGAGCACUGGAAACAUAACCCGUGAAAAGAUCCCCAUUGGCACCGAAAUUGAAGGUAUGAACAUUUUAGGAUUGGUCCUUUUUGCCCUGGUGUUAGGAGUGGCCCUGAAGAAACUCGGCUCUGAAGGAGAAGAGCUCAUUCGUUUUUUCAAUGCCCUUAAUGAGGCGACAAUGGUGCUGGUGUCAUGGAUUAUGUGGUGAGUAACGUACCUGUUGGGCAUCAUGUUCCUGGUUUGAAGCAAGAUUGUGGAAAUGAAGGACAUCAAUCGUGCUGGUGACAGCCUGGGGAAAUAUAUCUUCAACAUCUAUAUUGGGCCAAUUAUUCACGGAGGAAUCGUUCUGCUGCCACUUAUUUAUUUUGUCUUCACGAGAAAAAACCCAUUCAGGUUCCUCCUGGGCCUCCUCACCCCAUUGCAGACAGCAUUUGCCACCUGCUCCAGCUCUGCAACCCUCCCCUCUAUGAUGAAGUGCAUUGAAGAAAACAAUGGUGUCGACAAGAGGAUCAGCAGGUUCAUCCUUCCCAUCGGGGCCACUGUGAACAUGGACGGGGCGGCCAUCUUCCAGUGUGUGGCCGCAGUGUUCAUUGCCCAGCUCAACAACGUGGAGCUGAAAGCAGGCCAGAUCUUCACCAUUCUAGUGACAGCCACAGCGUCCAGUGUGGGAGCAGCAGGUGUGCCAGCUGGAGGGUCCUCCACCAUCGCCAUUAUCCUGGAGGCCAUCGGGCUGCCCACUCAUGACCUCUCUCUCAUCCUGGCCGUGGACUGGAUUGUGGACCGCACCACCACCGUGGUGAACGUGGAGGGCGAUGCCCUGGGUGCAGGCAUCCUCCACCACCUGAAUCAGAAGGCGAUGAAGAGAGGCGAGCAGGAGCUGAGCGAGGUCAAAGUGGAGGCCGUCCCCAACUGCAAGUCGGAGGAGGAGACGUCACCCCUGGUGACACACCCAAACCCCACCGGCCUUGCGGCCAGCACCCCCGAGUCCAAGGAGUCAGUUCUGUGAUGGGGCUGGGCUUCCAGCUUGCCUGCUGGGGAUGCCCGCCCCAUCGGUCCGGUCGGCAGACCCGGGCGCCGCCUUCACUGACUUUUAGCCUCCCGUGCAAUGCUUUGGCCCAGUCACUGUUUGAGGAUUAUGUCCCAGCACAGGCAUUGGGCUCCCAGCGGGAACUGGUUCCCAAGGACCAGGACACUCUGCCAUUUGGCUUACCAUGUCUAGGUGCAACUGUGUACAACCCAGCUCUGUUUGGAAACACACCCUCGAGCUGCCGGGCGCGGGGCAUAACAGGCUCACAGGACCUGGUGGUUAAAGCUUGGAAAAUGCACAUGUUACUUCACUGCACCCAGGAAAGCUCAACAUUGGGUGCUUUCCGGGCAGACCUGGACGGGUGGCAGUCAUCUGUCGCAUUGCCUCGUGAGCCAUAGUAAUUGGAAAAAUUCCCAAAUUCAUAGCCAUGGCUGGGAUUCGUUGAGCUGGGCCUCAGGUGUUGAGAGUCUGCACAUCGGCGUGACUGGCUUCUGGGUCACUAGGCUGGAGGCGCUGCACGUCGUCGAGUUAGAAAUACUCCAUGGUGUUAGCACUGCUAGGGUCUCUGGUCAGUGGCACUAAGUAAACAGUUACAUUCUGAAGUCCAACACACACACACACACACACACACACACUCUAAUGUCCCCAUUCUGGCCCCAGCCCUGGGGAGGUUUUCUGCCUUCAUGACCUGGGCCUAUGUCAACACUGUAGCUCUAUACCCAUCCACUCUGAUUUGGCAACAGGCCAGAGAGGGGCCCCCUCCUCUGGGGAGGUGUGGUGUGGUCAUCACAUUCAGGACCCUGGCUGGUCUAGCAAUACAUUUUAAUCCAACUAGACCCUCCCUAAAAUGCUGCAUUGCAGCAAAAACAAAUAUUUAAAAAACCCCACAAACCCACCCCUUCACUGGAGUGAGGUACCCCUGUUCCCAGAUGCCCUAGCUUUGGCUGAUUUCCAUAGACUUGGUUUCCUUUCCCUCCAGGACAUCAAAGUGUAAAUUUAUAAGCUAAAUGGUCCACCUGAUACUUACUGACUUGAGCUGAACCUAGGGGAGGGGGCUUUACGGAGAGAACAAGCAUUGCCCGGGACAGGGAAGGAAAACCUAAAAGGCACUAGACUGCUAUUUCUCUGUGGCUGUUGGUGUGUGUCUGUGGGGUAACCUGCAGCAAGUCCUGGAGCCUCACUUUACCCCAUUAGUACAAUGGGGCUGAUGUCACCUGCCUCUUACCUACCUCAGAGGGAUUUGGUGAGGCAAACUGAGUGAAUCCGCGAAAAACGACCAUUUCGCAUUUUGCUUCUUGGAUAUCAAGUGCUAACACCCCCGUACCCUCCUUACUGUUACCUAAGUGAUACCUAAGUUCUCCAGGAGGCUCCUUCUUCUGGGGAGGACAGCUUUCAUGAGCAGGGCUUUGUUCUGUGUGCAGGAGCAACUUUCAUCACGUCACUUGUUCUCUUAGUAGUUUCUUGUCAGCAUCAAAUGCAGCCUCUUCCUGAUGUCCUUCAUCUUUUUGUGAAUUAACUACCCCACCUCCCAGCACACUUCUGGGUACCUGACCUCCCUGGGACUCCCAGACCCAGGCACCAUUUCUGCCACCGCACACUGGCCAUUAAAACUCCCAAACUUUCAUUCCCUUGUCACAACUGUAAUGGGGGGAGGGGGGACAGAGAGAGUGAAGCUCCCCUGUAUUAAGAUUGGGGGGCAUGGGCCUGAGCGGAAUGGGUGGGGAAGAGCCAAGGGGCACAGAGCAGACCUGGCCCUUUUCCCUUCAGCCCUCUUUAAACCAGCUAAGUCAUUCCCGCCUCCUAUGAAGCAGGAGUGACCAGGAGCUGGGCUGAGAGGUGCCUGGAAGCCUUGACCCUCUGGCUUGUUGCUGAUGCCUUCUGUUUUCAAAGGGGAAACAAUCACAUUGAUGGAUCCCAAACUGCAAAUGAACAUUCACUAUUUUUCAGGUGUCACUAGAUCUCAUCUUUCCUUCUUCCACAUAUAUACAUGGCCAUGUACGUACACAUACAUAUAUGCAGCAUGUAUGUGGGAGGUAUACAUGCAUGUAACAUCUGUAUGUAUGUGUGUGUGUAUAUUUUAGCUCCAGUCCGGGCAAGUUUGAAUUUGGACAGAGGUGGACUAACUGCAAGUUGCAUGUCUUUGGCAUCCUGAUUUUCCUGUUCCUAAAGGUGAAUUUUACAAAACAUGGACAGUAGAGCUGGACAAUCAGACCCAGGGACUGCACAUCCUCUAUCCUGGACCUGGGAUUGCGGUGAGGGGAGCGCCGUGCCUGGGGAAGGGUGCUUCCUUGUAAAAUCCAGAUGGUGAUUGCUCCCCUUCCCUUGGCUUUCUCCCUGUUUUUCUGUCCGCAACAGGAAUCAGACCAGGAGUGACCCGGCUGGGGAAAAUGCCACUUUCUCAUUGUCUGAAGAUGUCUCCCCUGCUCUUCUAACAUGUUGUCGUAAAUACUGUUCAUCUCUGACUGUUUUGUAUGUGUGACACUUGCCUUAAAACAUAGCAGUCCUCAAAAAUGAAUACAGCCUUUCUACUAGGAUCUGCAUGUUC
This is a messenger RNA of Balaenoptera musculus (blue whale), 4438 nucleotides long. RefSeq names its product solute carrier family 1 member 4 (gene SLC1A4). The record is from RefSeq and is a predicted model, not a curated record. Gene Ontology annotation, biological process: L-glutamate transmembrane transport; L-serine transport. Gene Ontology annotation, cellular component: plasma membrane. Gene Ontology annotation, molecular function: symporter activity; L-serine transmembrane transporter activity; L-threonine transmembrane transporter activity. Lineage: Eukaryota; Metazoa; Chordata; Mammalia; Artiodactyla; Balaenopteridae.